AUCGAAAACCGCAAACAUUCACGCGGCACACCCAGCUUCUGCAGUCACUUCGCAACUCACACCUGUAUUUAGUUGAUAAACAACCUCCUUGCCGUGCGCACGUGAAACACGCUUACAUAUAUACGCGCCAUUACGACGUUCGAAAAUUAAAUUUUAUUCGUUGCAUAAAUACGCGCGUUGAUUGGACGCGUCGUUUGAUUUUUUUGUGAAUUAUGUUUUGGAUUCGGUGCAAAGUGACUGUUAGUAAAUAAAACUUUUCUACUUUGAAGCUUAUACAAGUUGGGAGAAGUAGUGAGUGUGAAAAGUGGACACGGCCCGGAACGGGUCGAAUCUCACUUCGCGUUUCCAUAACAGGUCACCGGACGGUUGCGGUCACCCCGCUCUGGGCGCCGGGUUAUUAGACCAUAUCUAUAAUGACGGUGAAAAAGUCAAACCGGUGCGGAGGCUGGGCGGCGAUCGUAGCACGACAGAAGUUACAUAAUGCCAAUCAACAAAUUGACAUCAUGAGUAUAAACAAACAUACAUCACAGCAAGAUUAUAACGUUAUAGUUGGGUUCAAUGAAAAGGAUCAGCUACAGCUACAUACAAAGGAAGAUUCAAACGAUGACGAUAAACAAAAGCUUGUCAAAGAUUACAAUUCUAAAUUUAACAAAUACGAAAAUAUUGCGAUCGAUGACAUUGUUACUUGCGUGAACAUCGAAAAUUAUCCCAAUUGCGAGAAUACUCUAGUCUUUUACGUAGCAAAAAACCUUGGCACAGAAGCUGUGGCGCUCAAAUUUGAGAAUGAACAGGACUUUAAAAGAAUAUAUUUCACAUACAAAUAUUUCAAAAUGCGAAACCGGUUAACGAAGAACUCGGCGCCCUAUUCAAGUAGUGAUAGUUUAUUUUCUAAAAAGAAAUCAAAUGAUUUUAAGAAUAGAAAGAAUAGCGUCGAUGAUUAUAGUAUGUAUGAUAAAAAAUCUGAAUAUGAUUUAAUGCAAACAACUGACAAUGAUGGUGUAACGCAUAUAUCAGUCCAGCAAAAGAAUUUAAAUUUAAGAUAUGAGCAACCUUUAAGUCUUAUUGGAAUAAAAAAUGAUAUGACGGAUGCCGGUGAAAUAGACAGUAUAAUAUACACGGAUAUUGAAAUUCCAGCUAAGCCUCAGAAAAAGAAGUUAUUCAAUAAGAAAUCAAAGGCUCCCUCGCCGCCGCUGCUUCCCACGAAUAAAGAAACGCCAAAGGUAUUAAAAGGUGAAUUUGUUAGAGUGAAUGUUGAUAGAUCUCCCGACGUUAUACCAAAAGACAAUAAGCAAAACAAAAUGCCAGAUAUAUUGAUGUUUCGAGAUAAAUCGAAAAGGAGCAGUCCACCUAACAGUAUAUGGACGAAUAAUAAAGCUACCACCGGAUACGACUCUGAUCGAGAAGAAUGGAGGAGUAGCCGGUCUCAGUUUUCGACAACGGCUUUCGAUAGCUUGGCCAGGCCAACCAAAACAGCAAUGGCCCUCACUCUAAGGAAACCUCAACGACUAGAACCCGUACCACAAUAUUAUCGACUCACUAACGAGAGUAAGACAAAAUUAACACCACUACCAUUCCGACCUAACAAUUACCUUCCGAGGCAACCGAGACUACCGCGGCCGAAUCCUGAAAUAAAAAGAAACCUAACCACUGACCAUCGGAUGUAUGCAUCCUUGCAGAGUUUAGAAAUACCGAAAAAAUUGAGUGAGCCCAAGAAGAACGAUGUGAGGAAGAUGAAUUACACCAAUGUAUCAAACAAGAUUACUGGUCUGACAAAUAAGCUUAGAGAUUUAGGGAAUGGUAAUACAAUAGGACGCUUUAAAGCUCAAUCUCACGGUGACGUUGCCAAUUUGAAGCCAGUAUUAAAGACAAACGGACAUGAUGGAGCGAAACGGUCGGUCGUAAGGACUUGCAGCAUAGAACCACCAAAGAAAGUUACUUUCAGUGCAUUUGCGACCGUUCAAGUAGUUUGAAGAAUUAAAACUAAAAUGCCUGAAACGCUACCGUGUUCAGAGAACAUAUUUAAAGAUAUGAUAUGCAUGGUGGUACUUAUGUAAUUUAGAUAAGCGAUAUGAAAGCAGGUCGGGAUGUGUGUAAAUAUAGAGAAAAAUUAUGUUUUUGUUCGUACUUAUUAAUUGUAAUGCAAUAACAAUUCGUUUAAUAUCGUUAUGGUCAAUUAACUGCUGUUGCAAGAACUGUACUAUUUUAUACAAUUGUAUUUAUUUGAAUUAUAAUAUUGUGAUACUUAAUGAAACGAAAGAAAAUCAGUAAAAAAAUGUGUUUCAUUAAAGUAACUAAUCUUGUUUGAAAAUUUCGAAUAAUUUUUUUUUCUAUGAUUCAUGAAAAUCUGUAAUUGAAACUAUCUGUAGACAUCGUUUGUGAAGGUAAUAUUUGAAGGGUCGUAUUUUAAAGUUUUCACGAAAUGUUUUUGCCAUAGAAUUUAGUCGUGGUAAGCUCCUAAAGUUUUAGUGUCAUGGCUUUACCAAAUAUAUUGAUGUAAUGAAAUGCCACCAAUCUUUGUGAGAGAGAUUGUCGUAGGUCAGUUUCAGAUGUAUGGAAAUCUGAAAUAUUGUUAUUUAUUUAUUCUUAAAGAAUAAUUAUUAUAAGCAGUAGUCUGUGUACUUACUGAUAAAUUGAAUUAUUGUAUCGUAAGUAAGGCUGAAAAUAAACUAGGGACUUGUUAUAUUUUAGUUUUGUAUCUAAUAUGUAAAUUUUGACGCACCUUAUGAUUCUGUUAACAAUAAAAAAAUCCUUUUAAUAUUGUAUCAAUUGCACAAUGCUAAAGCACAACACUCACGUUUAGUUUAUUAAUAUACUUCCAUUGUUUAUUGAAUUAUCAUGCAUUAUAAAAUUGUACCUAUUUACGACAUUAGCUAAAAAGCGCACGGCGAAAAAAGAAAUGAAGUUAUUCUCAUAGGCAAUUCCAGAGAAUAGCGAUAAUUAAUUCGUUUAGUAAUGGGAUUAUCAAUUUAACAAAACAGAACUUUAAAGACUUAACAACUCGAUAAUAAAAUCCGAAUUACACCAUUUGGAAAUUGGCCACCAUACUUGUAAUUGCUAGUCGAUAAAAUCUAAAACUCCUGCAACAAAAAUAAUAUAAAA
Messenger RNA from Zerene cesonia (dogface butterfly), 3099 nucleotides. RefSeq lists its product as uncharacterized. Lineage: Eukaryota; Metazoa; Arthropoda; Insecta; Lepidoptera; Pieridae. The transcript is spliced from 4 exons. The coding region runs from base 414 to 1970 and encodes 518 amino acids. The record is from RefSeq and is a predicted model, not a curated record.